AUGCCAGAUUUAGUAGCAGGAAACGCGGUCAUUGGACAAUCAGGCGGACCCACCGCCGUCAUCAACCAAUCGUUGGUUGGUGUCGUCGAAGGAUUGAGAGCCGCAGGUGCCGGGACUCCGGGUAAUCCGAUCAAGAAAAUCCUCGGCAUGCGCCACGGCGUGACAGGAUUGACCAACGACGAUCUGUAUGACCUCACGGAUUAUCCGCACGAUCGUCUUCAACUCCUCGCGCAGACUCCAAGCGCCGGAUUGGGAUCGACACGCGACAAACCAGAUGCGGCGUACUGCGAGCGGAUCUUCGAAGCGUGUCAGCGCCACGACAUUCAUUACUUCUUCUACAUCGGCGGGAACGAUUCAAGCGAUACCUGCCGAAUCGUGAACGAGCUCUCGAAUCAGAAGGGGUACGAGCUCCGUUGUUUUCAUAUCCCCAAGACGGUUGACAACGAUCUGAUGAUCAACGACCACACGCCGGGAUUCCCGAGCGCGGCGAGAUUUGUUGCCAAAGCGUGCAUGGCGGACUUCCUCGACAACAUCUCGCUCCCCGGAAUCAAGAUCAAUGUCAUCAUGGGUCGUCACGCGGGGUUCCUGACCGCUGCGAGUGCGCUGGCGCGUCGUGAUGAUCGUUACGAGUUUGAGGGUGCUUCGAGCGAUGGUCCUCAGCUGAUCUACCUUCCUGAGGUGCCGUUCGAUAUGGACCAGUUUGUCGAGGAUGUUGCGAAGCUGUACGACAAGCGUCAACGCGUUCACAUCGCGGUGAGCGAGGGCAUCAGCGAUAAAGACGGCAACGCAAUCGGGGCGCAGCUCAUCAAAGACGGGCAGGUUGACGCGCACGGCAAUGUACAGCUCUCAGGUUCCGGCGCGAUCGGUGAUGGACUGUCCGAUCUGCUCAAAGAGCGAUUGACGCCUGCUGGGGGCAAAGCGCCUCGCGUCCGCGCCGACACUUUCGGUUAUGUCCAGCGCUGUUUCCCGGAUCAGUCCCCAGUGGAUAUGAAGGAAGCGCGAGGAGUGGGUCGAUACGCGGCGCGUCUCGCGACGAGCGGUGAUCUUGAUGGUUCGGUCGCGAUCAUCCGGACCAGUCCGAUCGGUGAGGGGCAGCCGUAUGCGUGUAAGUAUGAACGGAUCGAACUCAGUGAUGUCGCGGCAAAGACCAAGCACAUGCCGUCGGAGUUCAUCGAUGGUCACAACAAUGUGAGCCAGAAGUUCCUGGAUUACUGCCGACCAUUAGUUGGUGACCUGCCGUUGUACGAGCGGAUUUAA
Symbiodinium sp. CCMP2592 is the source of this 1257-nucleotide messenger RNA. Lineage: Eukaryota; Dinophyceae; Suessiales; Symbiodiniaceae. The record is from the annotation of a GenBank genome assembly.